UGAGCUUCAGCUGUCAUUGCUCCUCAAUCCCCUCGAGGUUGACUGCCGUCUCUUCCAGCAUGGCCCUAAUCACAGGACUGUGUACUUUCUUGUAUCACUUACCUCAGAUUUACAAAUGGUUGCUGAAACCUUAUUAUAUCACUUCGGUCUUCAUGACCGUCGCCUUCUUGGUGGUCCGAAAGGCUCCCGGUCUGUGCGAGCACCUGGCAACCCAGCGGGAGGACGGCAACUCCUGCGACUUUGACUGGAGAGAAGUGGAGAUUCUCAUGUUUCUUAGUGCAAUAGUGAUGAUGAAGAACAGGAGAGCGAUCACCCUGGAGCAGCACAUAGGCAACGUGUUCCUGUUCAGUAAAGUGGCCAACGUCAUGCUUUUCUUCAGGCUGGACAUUCGGCUCGGCAUUCUUUACCUCGCUUUAUGUGUCGCAUUCGUCAUGACCUGUAAGCCACCUCUCUACAUGGGCCCCGAGUACAUCAAGUACUUCAGUGACAAGACCAUGGAUGAGGAGCUGCAGAGAGACAGUCGUGUCACCUGGAUUGUUGAGUUCUACGCCAACUGGUCCUCUGACUGUCAGUCUUUUGCAUCCAUUUUCGCCGACCUCUCUCUCAAGUACAACUGUCCUGGACUCAGGUUUGGAAAGGUGGACAUUGGACGCUAUGGAGAGGUUUCAGAGAGGUACAGGGUUAGUACUUCUCCUCUGACCAAGCAGCUGCCCUCACUGGUGCUUUUCCAAGAAGGGCGGGAAGUUAUGAGACGUCCAAUGGUGGACAAUAAAGGGAGAGCUGUGUCUUGGACCUUCAGUGAGGAGAACAUUAUCCGAGAGUUUAACCUCAACGAGCUCUUCCAAAAAUCCAAGAAGCUGAACAAAAGCUGCGCUUUGAAUGAAGAGGAGCAGAACAGCACUCAGCCAGAGGAGGGCAGCAACAAGCUCCCUUCAGAAACCAACGACCUGAAGCUGCCCACGGAAAGCAAGAAAGAUCAGUGAUCUUCGGAUGAUUCAGAGAGCGGCUGCAAGAACUCUUUAAUGUUCUUCAGAUAUUGUCAUGCCUUACAUCAUUGCCAAAGCCUAGAAUGUUAUGGGUCAGAGAGGAUAAUAUGUUCAACCACUACUCAAUGUCAUGUCUACUUUAAGUCGUUAUUCUAAGUCUUUUUGUAGUUUGAAUGCAGCUAUGCAAUAGAUAAAAAUGUUUGGGUGACAUUUUAUUACUUAAGUUAUUUGUGAACAAAUGCCUUUUUUGUAAUUGUUUUUUGGCUACUUUCAGCAACAUCACUCUGUUUUAACUUUUGCUGCCUUUGUUUUGCCACUAGUGUUUACUGAUGUCUGUUUCAAAACCAAAAUAAAAAGGUGAGAGGUGAAACUGAA
Molecule: messenger RNA, 1361 nt
Organism: Etheostoma cragini (Arkansas darter)
Lineage: Eukaryota; Metazoa; Chordata; Actinopteri; Perciformes; Percidae
Gene: tmx2a
Product: thioredoxin-related transmembrane protein 2a
Exons: 8
Coding region: 60-983 (307 amino acids)
Biological process (GO): brain development
Cellular component (GO): membrane-bounded organelle
Molecular function (GO): disulfide oxidoreductase activity
Source: RefSeq, a predicted model, not a curated record